This is a messenger RNA of Fibroporia radiculosa, 834 nucleotides long. RefSeq lists its product as uncharacterized. The record is from RefSeq and is a predicted model, not a curated record. NCBI's taxonomy places the organism in Eukaryota, Fungi, Basidiomycota, Agaricomycetes, Polyporales, Fibroporiaceae. The transcript is spliced from 2 exons. Bases 1 to 834 code for a protein of 277 amino acids.
AUGGUCAUUCAGAUAAACUCACUCCCUUGGGAAGUGUCGUUGCAUGCUUCCCAGUUUGCCCAGGACCUUCAAGAAGCUCGUACCCCAUCCCCCCAUUCCUCUUUCCCAUUCUUUGGGACCCCUACCGAUCAACUUCAAUUCGUCGAAGGACAACUUGCAAGUGUCGCCACCGGAGGCUUAGAAAGACCUGCCGAGGAAGAGCUCUUUAGAGAGUACAUUGGAUUAGCAGAGACUCUUAGGGAGUCUAUCAGGCUUGGAGAACAGGAUUCGAAUGUAGCGGAAGAAGUACAGGCAAGCGAGUUGCCUAUCCCUUCAUCACCUUGCCAACCUAUUCCAACCCAGUGGUUUUUGCAACAAAUUACAGAUUCCCCGGAUCUAGCUGAGAUCUCGAGGGCACAAUUCGAAGACGAAGAACUUUGGCGUCGAGUAGGAGGACCUGAAGCAGAGUUUAUACUCACUGCAGUCCAGCACGACCUGAUAAGCAGAGUAGUCGAGCGAGCUCAAACAGAAGAAUUGGGCGGCGACCCGAAUGACUUCGACCUGAGUGUCGCACCACAUCAUCACCCUCAUGAGGACAAGUUAAGGAGAGAACCUGCUCUACCUUACUUGCCGGCACCACCAGCAUAUAUCCCAGCGCCCCCCACGUACAAGGACAACCGUCUUUGCCCCGAUUUCUUGGGCCUUGCUGAAGGCAUCAAAGAAACAAGGCAAGAGGAAGAGCCUCUCAAGUAUAUGGAGCCCACAGGAGAAAUAGCGGAGGACCCAAUAACCUCCAGCACAGUCAUCAGCAGUGAGAGCAGUAUAAGCGACUCAAUCUCAGAAGGAGACCAUUGA